Labrus mixtus (cuckoo wrasse) is the source of this 1559-nucleotide messenger RNA. RefSeq names its product C-C chemokine receptor type 4. The coding region runs from base 249 to 1334 and encodes 361 amino acids. The transcript has 3 exons. Gene Ontology annotation, biological process: chemotaxis; G protein-coupled receptor signaling pathway; immune response. The record is from RefSeq and is a predicted model, not a curated record. Gene Ontology annotation, cellular component: membrane. Lineage: Eukaryota; Metazoa; Chordata; Actinopteri; Labriformes; Labridae. Gene Ontology annotation, molecular function: chemokine receptor activity.
UUUUGGAGCAAAUUCUAAUGACCAAAUUUCCCUCUGGGAUUAAUAAAGUAUUUCUCAUUCUGAUUCUGAUUAGGCACCUGGUUAGAACCUGCCUGCUUGCCUGUCAGCUAUUUAAAUUUUGUUUAUCAAGAUCUCACCUAAUCACUCGACUCAUCCUUUAAACAAUAUCUGCAUUUGGCCCCUUCCCCUUGAUGACAGAAUUGACCAUGCAUGACAUUACUGUGUCUGAUUUAUAACUACUUUGCAAUAUGUUGUCUCAAUUAAAAAGCAAUGACUCCAUAUUCUGUUCUUUCCACAGCAGUAUGAACUUAUCAGAGUACAAGCUGUUGAUGGACGACCAAACGUAUGACUAUAACUCCACCAGCUGUGAUCAGGAUGCCUCUCCAGAGUUGCCUGACAGAGCCAUGCUGAUUCUUUGCUACUCUCUGUUUUGUCUGGGUCUACUAGGCAACAGCACACUUAUCUGGGUUCUCCUCCGGUACAUAAAGCUGAAGAGUAUGACUGAUGUAUGCCUCCUCAGUCUCUCUCUGUCUGACCUCAUACUGGCUGUAUCCCUGCCACACUGGGCCUACAACUCCAAGAACCUUGCAUCAUGCAAACUGAUGACAGGAAUUUAUCAGCUGGGUUUCUACAGUGGGACUAUGUUUGUGACCCUAAUGAGUUUGGAUCGCUACCUAGCCAUUGUCCAUGCAGUUUCAGCCAUGCGAGCCCGGACACUUCGCUGCGGCAUCAACGCCAGCAUCGCUAUCUGGAUUAUUUCCAUCCUCAUGGUAGUCCCUCAGGUGAUGUUUGCCUCCUUGGAAAUAUAUGAAGAUGACAACAGCUCUCAUUGCCAGCCACUGUACCCAGAAGACUGGCAGUUUUUCUGGAAGAUGCAACGAAACUUCAGCGAGAACAUAGUGGGCCUCUUUGUUUGCCUCCCCAUCAUGAUCUUCUGUUAUGUCAAAAUCCUUGUUGUGCUAUCCAAGUCCAGGAACUCCAAAAGGGACAAAGCUGUGAGGCUGAUAUUGACCAUAGUGUGUGUGUUUAUAGUGUGCUGGGUCCCUUACAAUGUCACAGUUUUCCUUCAGACGCUGCAGCUACUCAACGUCCUCAACACCUGUGAAGCAUCGACAACUAUCGAAACGGCCACGCGCUUCGCUGAGAUCAUUGCUCUGUGCCAUUGCUGUGUCAACCCGAUCAUAUACGCCUUUGUAGGGGAGAAGUUUAGAAAGUGCCUGAGCGGUGUUCUUACAAGGUGCCUUGGGUUGAGUCACCAGAGAGGGGGGACAUCAAGCAUCAGAGACACCACAGAGAAAGAGACAUCUAACACACCUGUGAGAUCAGAGUUUUAGCAAAGAUAAACAUGCAUAGCUUUUCUUGAGUUGUUAUGUGCAAGUGUGUGUGUGUGUGUGCAUGUGGUGCUUCAUAGAACUGUGAUGAAUUUUUGAAUAUUCCAAGUAAGAAAAGAUAAUACUUUAUAUUGAAAGUUCAUACAAUUGUAUAAAACAUGUAUUCAAUCGUUUUAGAAUUUUAAUUGUUGUUUUAUAGGUGCAAAAUAAAAUAAACAAAUCAAAGUU